Messenger RNA from Fragaria vesca subsp. vesca, 1332 nucleotides. RefSeq names its product UPF0481 protein At3g47200-like. The transcript has a single exon. The record is from RefSeq and is a predicted model, not a curated record. Bases 1 to 1332 code for a protein of 443 amino acids. NCBI's taxonomy places the organism in Eukaryota, Viridiplantae, Streptophyta, Magnoliopsida, Rosales, Rosaceae.
AUGGAUCAAAUUGAGGAUUUUAAAAAGAUGGAAGACAUUAGCAGAUCAGAGGGACAGUCACAAACCAGAGACCACAUCUCUCUUGAAAUCACUUCUGAAAGUGGUGGACUUGUAUCUCAGAUCAAAGAAAAAAUGGAAAACAUUGCUGUAUCAGUAUCUAUCUUCAGAGUCCCUAACGAAAAAAAAUGUGCCCCGGAUUAUGUCUCCAUUGGCCCUUUGCACUAUAAACAGUUACGUGAUAGCAAAGUCUCGGAGGAUGAUAAGUGGCGCUACUGCUAUGCACUCCUCAAUCGAAAGCCAAAUCUAGAAGCAAGCCUCGACACCUGCGUGAAAGCCCUGAAACAAAUGGAGAACAAGGCACGAAGAUGUUACAAUGAAGACAUCAGUCUCACUAGUGAUGAAUUUGUGCAGUUGAUGCUAAUUGACACCUGCUUCAUCAUUGAGCUAUUUCUCAAGUAUUCAUACAAGAGCCUUAGGUCUCGCCGUGAUCCCAUCUUCAAUAGCCCUGGUAUGCUCAUAGAAUUGAGAUGUAACAUGGUGGUACUCGAAAACCAAAUCCCCUUCUUUGUUGUUCAAAGGUUGUUCCAAUUAGUACCACUUCCAACACAAUGUACCGAGUCCCUCAGCGAACUUGCUACACGUUUCUUCAAGUACCUUCUACCAGGAGAGUAUCGUCGUGAGCAAGAAGGGCAUCAUUUACUCGAUCUAAUUCGACACUGCAUCCUCCCAACACAUCAUAAGCUACAAUCGACAGGCAAGAAAACUCCGGACUACUUGGAUUGCGUAAAGAAGCUAAAAAGAGCAGGGGUUAAAUUCCAAUGUGCUACCGUGGUACACAGUUUCUUGGAUGUCAAGUUUACUAAUGGUGUGUUCAAAAUGCCACCUCUUUUAGUCCAUCACUGCACUGAAACACUCCUCAAGAACCUCAUUGCACUCGAGCAGCGACACAUUGGGGAUGAUCCGGUGCAGCAUAUCACAUCUUAUGCAUACUUAAUGGGGUGCCUGAUCCAGUCCGAGAAAGAUGUGAAAUUGCUGCGGAAAAAACAGAUUCUUGUGCAUGAGGAGAAGAAUGACAAGGAGGUUUUUGAAGUGUUGAAGAAGUUGUGCGAGCAGAUCGAUUUGAAGGAUUUUUACUAUGUGAGGCUUUUUGAUGAGGUGGGUGAAUUUAUGAAGAGAAAGAGCUGGCACACGAAGAAGCAAAAGUUGAAGAGUACAUACCAUCCCAAGACUCCUUCGGCCGUUGCGGUGCUUGUUGUUGCCGUUUUGGCUCUUCUUCUCACAUUUGUUGGAGCUUUCUUUUCUAUACUCACAUUCGCUCGCCACCAUAUUUAG